UGGCCGCCAAUCUUCUGCAACGAAUUUGCAACCUCAGCGACUACAUCUCACAAUAGCCUCCAUUAGCCGCUAAAAACGAAAAGAAAACAAAAAAAAAGAAAAAAGGAAAAAUCGAUAAUGAUAAUCACAGAGAUGAAAUAACUCUCACCAUUCUCUUCCAACCCCAAAUUCUAACCUGGCUUGGUUCCUUUAUGGAUGCCAUCCAUAUAGGUAUCCAAGCAUCUUAAUGUGCAGGCAGUUGCAGCACUGCACUGUACACUCAAGAUGUUGCGCACCCAGCUGAAAAGAGUUUCACUGACGACACCUCGCAUUCAUCAUGGCCCUUGUCGUAACCGCCUAGGCACUAGAACCGCAAAGCGCACAAUUAGUAACAUUAACUUUUCUGACUCUGCCAUUCGUGUCCCACUGCUCAGACCCACGUUAUGGGCUCUGGCAGCGACGACCACCAUCUAUCUCGGGUGCGCCGCCUUUGAUGUAUACCGUGACGUGAGGCGUGCGAAGAAGCGCGGCAUUCUCAGGGAAGGUGGAAGGGUCGGCUCCUACGACGAGUUCGAAUAUGACAAGCGCCAUGGGCGGCCCCGGCACUCGCCGCAAUCUGAACCAGCAGCUGCAUCGCAUCACUCGCCCUUGCCGUCUUUGCUCUUGCUGGAUCAGCUGAGGGUGAUGCUCGCGGGCCACACUGACGCGGAGAAAGUGAUCAUGGGCUGCUUGGCUGUCAAUAUCAGUGCGCUGGGAGCGACCUACCUUGCCGGCGGGGCCGCGCUGCAGCCCUUCAUUCGCUUUCCCAUGUCCAGCCCUCCUUUCACUUUACUCACUAAUGUGUUCUGUCACUCGAGCGCCUUGGAUGCGUGUCUCACUGGCUUAUUGAUAUUACAACCCACCGGUGAUAUCGCACAGUCUCACAUAUUCCAAGGGAACGGCAGCCACAUGACCGCCUUCUACUUCUCGACUGCCAUUCUGUCGACUCUCGGGGAUCAGUUUGCAACCGUGCUGCCGUCUAGGACAUAUCGAUUCAACCGCUUCUUGCCGAUUUCGGGAUCCGGUGGCAUGGCUAUGGCUAUGCUGGGGGCGUGGGCCACACUGCAGCCGGAGUCGAAAGUCGGCAUGAUGUUCAUACCAGGAUUAUCAUUUUCAAUUAAGGAUAUCAUGGCAGCUCUUGCGGUGUAUAACACAGUCGGUAUCUUCGUCGGAAUGCCCUUCGUAACGGCCCAUCAUGGCGCGCAUCUCUGUGGACUGGCACUCGGAUCUGGGUAUGUAUACUUCGGGGGGGAGAAACGCAUAUGGCGGCCCACACGCAAAGUCGCAUUUUAUUCCAUGAAGGCGUUGCGUAUAAUAUAAGGGGCAAGCUUAACCUUAGAUACUUAUCAGGUACUUAGGUAUCUAGGGAGGUAAGGAGCCGGAGGUUAACACUCAAUGGUCGAAGGUUCGGCGUAUUAGCAAUGUUGAGGCUUGCUAUAGCCAACAUGAUGCGACAUCCGUAUUCCUGUACUUGAUAUUUCCAACAAACCAACAAGAAGUCUAUAUUUGUUGAUGGUCUAGGAUGGCGAUGAAAGAAAGGGGCUGAGUAAGCGACAUAGGGGAAUGAGCGUUACAUUUAAAGGGGGUCAUUUUGGAUAUGAUGGCCCGAAAGAUACUUCUUAGACGGAUUAUUCUAGAUAGGCAUUUAUGGAGUUUUAUAUCCGUGAUGAUAAGAUAUAUAGAUGAUUUAGAAGAUCGGAAUCUAUGAUGACUUAUGACUUCCAGACUUGAGUGAAUGUAUCAUGUGUACU
Messenger RNA from Hypoxylon fragiforme, 1769 nucleotides. RefSeq lists its product as uncharacterized. Bases 265 to 1338 code for a protein of 357 amino acids. NCBI's taxonomy places the organism in Eukaryota, Fungi, Ascomycota, Sordariomycetes, Xylariales, Hypoxylaceae. The record is from RefSeq and is a predicted model, not a curated record. The transcript has 3 exons. Gene Ontology annotation, molecular function: serine-type endopeptidase activity.